Gossypium raimondii (Peruvian cotton) is the source of this 1914-nucleotide messenger RNA. RefSeq names its product cryptochrome DASH, chloroplastic/mitochondrial. Gene Ontology annotation, molecular function: DNA photolyase activity; FAD binding; DNA binding. The coding region runs from base 17 to 1735 and encodes 572 amino acids. Gene Ontology annotation, biological process: photoreactive repair. The record is from RefSeq and is a predicted model, not a curated record. Lineage: Eukaryota; Viridiplantae; Streptophyta; Magnoliopsida; Malvales; Malvaceae. The transcript has 13 exons.
UCCAACUACUCGCUAUAUGGCUGUUAAUAUCAUUCUUCCUCCCUCCUCGCUUUCACUUUGGCAUACUAAAAAACUCAUUUAUUCUACUCAAAUUAGGUUCCGGAUCAUGAGCUCGGCUUCAAAAUCCCAACCCCAAUCUGUUGCUUCCUCAGCAGUGUACCAGGUUCCGGGGCUAGACUCCCAUGAAAUGGACAGCACUGCGGACAAGACCUUUGAAAGGUACUCAUCAAACACAGCGAAGAGGAAUGGGAAAGGGGUUUCCAUUGUUUGGUUUAGGAAUGAUUUGAGGGUGUUAGACAACGAGGCUUUGUUUAAGGCUUGGGUUUCUUCCCAGGCUGUUUUGCCUGUUUACUGCAUCGAUCCUCGUCUCUUUCAGACCACCUAUUACUUUGGUUUCCCUAAGACUGGAGCUUUGAGAGCACAAUUUAUCAUUGAAUGCUUGGCUGAUUUGAAGAAAAAUUUGAUGAAGAAGGGCCUUAAUCUUCUCAUUCAACAUGGGAAACCAGAGGACAUUCUACCUUCUCUUGCAAAGGCUUUUGGAGCUCACACAGUAUAUGCUCAUAAAGAGACCUGCUCCGAGGAGCUACAAGUUGAAAGAUCGGUUGCACGAGGUCUGAGACAGGUGGAGUUAUCACGUGCUCAAGGGAAUUCUAGCAGGUCAAGUUCAACCCACAGCCCUAAGCUACAACUUAUAUGGGGCAGCACUCUGUAUCACUUAGAUGACCUUCCAUUCAGUGUCGGCAGUUUGCCAGAUGUAUAUACUCAGUUCCGUAAGUCCGUUGAAGCCAAAUGCACCAUCCGAGGGUGCAUCAGACUUCCAACAUCUCUCGGUCCACCUCCUAGUGUUGAUGAUUGGGGAAUUAUUCCUUCAGUUGAGCAGCUUGGACUUCACUCUGAAAAGGUUGUAAAAGGAAUGAGAUUUUUGGGAGGUGAAACUGCUGCAUUGAGCAGAGUUACAGAAUACUUCUGGAACAAGGACUUGUUAAAAAUAUACAAGGAGACAAGGAAUGGAAUGUUAGGGCCUGAUUACUCAACAAAGUUUUCUCCAUGGCUUGCUUCAGGAAGUCUCUCUCCUCGGUUCAUAUAUGAAGAGGUAAAGAGAUAUGAAAAGGAAAGGCUAGCAAAUGACUCCACAUACUGGGUAUUGUUUGAAUUGAUAUGGAGGGAUUACUUCAGAUUCAUUUCGAUUAAAUAUGGAAAUUCCUUUUUCCAUUUAGGUGGCCCAAGAAAAGUGGAAAAGAGGUGGCAUCAAGACCAAAAAUUGUUUGAAACCUGGAGAAAUGGCUGCACUGGCUAUCCCCUAAUAGAUGCAAACAUGAAGGAACUAUCAGCUUCUGGAUUUAUGUCAAAUCGUGGCCGGCAGAUAGUAUGUUCUUUUCUUGUUCGUGACAUGGGAAUUGACUGGCGCAUGGGAGCAGAAUGGUUUGAAACAUGUCUUCUAGAUUACGACCCGUGUUCAAACUACGGAAACUGGACCUAUGGUGCAGGAGUUGGAAAUGACCCUAGAGAAGAUCGGUAUUUUAGCAUCCCAAAACAAGCACAAACAUAUGAUCCAGAUGGAGAGCACGUGGCAUUUUGGGUACCAGAGCUUCUUACCCUCCCCAAAGAGAGAAGGAAUUUUCCUGGAAAAUCAUAUAUUGAGCAAGUUGUACCUCUAAAAUUUGGGAGCAGUAAUAAGCACCACAGUCAAAGAAGCAAAUAUGGUGGGAGACACUCCGGGUUACGCAAUAGAUGAAAGAAUUCAACUGUUGGAAACACAUUUUUCAUAUGCUGAAAAUCUUUCAACUUGCAUCGGGUACAAUCAAAUUUUAAUUUGACAAAAAGAAUACAGAUGCUUGAGAAUUAUAAAUUAAGUUACAAGUGAAAAAACAAUUGGAAGUGGAAAAUAACUAUAAAAUAUAUCCCUUUUAAUAA